Messenger RNA from Penicillium odoratum, 270 nucleotides. Its product is annotated as SUMO family protein SMT3. The coding region runs from base 1 to 270 and encodes 89 amino acids. The transcript has 2 exons. Gene Ontology annotation, biological process: protein sumoylation. The record is from RefSeq and is a predicted model, not a curated record. Gene Ontology annotation, cellular component: septin ring; nucleus. Gene Ontology annotation, molecular function: protein tag activity; ubiquitin-like protein ligase binding. Lineage: Eukaryota; Fungi; Ascomycota; Eurotiomycetes; Eurotiales; Aspergillaceae.
AUGGCCGAAGGCGAGCAAGCCGCUGCUCCUGUCGAGCACCUCAACAUCAAGGUUACUGAUAACAACAACGAGGUCUUCUUCAAGAUCAAGCGGUCCACACCGUUGAAGAAGCUCAUGGAUGCUUUCUGCGAUCGCCAGGGAAAGCAGUUUGCUACCGUUCGCUUCCUGUUCGAUGGUACUCGUGUGCGCCCCGAUGAUACCCCCGAUGGACUUGAUAUGACCGAUGGUGACACCCUGGAGGUGCACCAAGAACAAAUUGGAGGCUGUUAA